Molecule: messenger RNA, 912 nt
Organism: Stegostoma tigrinum
Lineage: Eukaryota; Metazoa; Chordata; Chondrichthyes; Orectolobiformes; Stegostomatidae
Product: interleukin-8-like
Exons: 5
Coding region: 222-563 (113 amino acids)
Biological process (GO): chemokine-mediated signaling pathway; inflammatory response; cellular response to lipopolysaccharide
Cellular component (GO): extracellular region
Molecular function (GO): CXCR chemokine receptor binding; chemokine activity
Source: RefSeq, a predicted model, not a curated record
GAAGAGCUCAGAAUGUUUAAUUCGGAAGGGAGAUUCCCUCAGGAGUUUCCCAUAUUUACUAAUGGCCACCUCUUUAGGUCGUGCAAAAUGAAAGUGGACAUAUUUAAUAAAUAGAGGGUUCCUGGAGAAAUCUUCAGUUCGACUCCACUCGACUGAGAGGUGCGGAGACGGUAAUUAGAAGCCCCUCGGCUUAAACCUCACCAGUACCCCAGGCGUGCAAGAUGAAAAGAGCAGUUACUCUGACCAUCCUGGCCCUGCUUCUGUGUGCCGUAACUGCACAGGCACUUUCCUACAACAAAGUUCUGUCAAGCUGCAGCAAGAGACGCCCAAAUUGGAUUCCAAUCCCAGGAAUCCAGGGACGCUGUAAGUGUAUCCGGACUACUGCCAGUCAUUUUGAUCCAAAAUUAAUUCGCAGCAUAAAGUACAUUCCAAGAGGAUCUCACUGCAUGGCAAUAGAGAUAAUUGUUACCAUGAAAAAUGGGAAGAAAUUAUGCAUGAAUCCUAAGGCCCAAUGGAUGAAGAGUUUCAUUAAAGCCAUAAAAGCUAGCAGACUGCAGAACUGAGAUAUAUGAUCCCGAUGAAAAGGACUGAUUUCCACACAUACACCAUCUGAACUAUCGUGAAUAGUGCAACGGAAAAGCUUUGGGCAAUGUGCUACGUUAUUCAUGUUAACCUCCUAACAGCUUGCUCUAUCACUGUCUGUUUGAUUUUUUUUGAAAAUGUUUCCACCUCUCAAGCCUAUUGCUUUUGCAUCUUAGAAUUUUAAUUAUACAAAGAAAUCAAUUAAAAUGUGCAAUCAAAUAUGUUCUUGGUUGAGAGAUAAUGGGAACUGCAGAUGCUGGAGAUUCCAAGAUAAUAAAAUGUGAGGCUGGACGAACACAGCAGGCCAAGCAGCAUCUCAGGAGCACAAAA